Messenger RNA from Nicotiana tabacum (common tobacco), 3159 nucleotides. The record is from RefSeq and is a predicted model, not a curated record. NCBI's taxonomy places the organism in Eukaryota, Viridiplantae, Streptophyta, Magnoliopsida, Solanales, Solanaceae.
AUGUAAGAACCUGGUAAACAAAUCUCGCAAUUUCCUCAUAUGCACUCGUCAAGCUAGUAUUACUAGACAUACUUCCAUUUACUUUUUGCUGAGCUGAUAGAACUUCAUAACAUAAUCUGUAGCUAGUGGCUCCAUGUUGAGGGAAUUAUACCAUUUUAAAAUAUUAUGGUUGGAACUGUGUUGUGGACGAGGUUUUAUGAAGAACAGUCGAUAUACUCAGUUUUAGUCCAGAACCCCAUGCACUAAUCUUGUCUUACUACAUAUUUUUAUCUCCGUCAACUUCUGAUGAUUAAAUACUUAGCAGCUCCAAAAAUACUUGCAUGCAUGUACAGAGUGAUUUUCUUUCUUAUUUUUAACGCAAUAAAACAAUUUCUUGAAAAAGAAGAAGUUUAUUUCUAGUAUAAUGUUGGAAUAUCAUUUAUACAAAUGUUGAAUGCAGUUAGAAGUUGCACUAAGCAUUAACUAGAAGUAGUAACUUAUAUUGUGAACUGAUAUUUAGGAAAAAAGAAUAUCACGAAGCACAAAGUUAAAUUUGAUAUUAACACUCGACUUCUUUCAGACUUUAGCCGACUUUAGCCCUGUGAGAUAAACCUAAAGUUCUAUUGGUUUUAUCUUGGCAAUUUUCUAUGCCUAUGACAAAUAGACUUCACCAAUAUCCUUCAUCUUAGAGUAUUGCUAUAGAAAAUUCUUAGUUUCCAAGAUCAUCCCCAAAUCAUUGCUUUCAAUUACAAAAUCAUCAUGCCUUGGUGAUUUCUUUUGUCUGUCCAAGCCUUGGUGGAUAGAGUUACUUGGUACUUGUUGCUGGCGGGAGGUAGCAGGUAUACAGUGGAAUUAAUCGAGGUGCGCGAAAGCUGGCCGGGACACCACGGUUAUAAAAAAAAGAGAGUACAAAAUCAUCAAUAUACAAGCUAAGUUCUAUGAUGGACGUCAGCAGCGAUGUUCAAAUUCGUGCAAGUGGGGGCCUUUUAGCUGUGCUGGAGAAUGAGCGGAUCAUAGACACCCUUGAACUAAAUGAAAGUGGGAGUGCAUCAAUUGCAAUUGAUUGCAUCUGUGAAAUUUCGCUUGACAAAUUUCUCAAAGUUGAUUCAGCUGCUCAUGAAGCAUUACAAAUAUUCCAAAUAGACAAGCAUCCUAGCCAUAUGGGGAUAGGCAGAUCAAAAGAAGGGUUCUCUGUAUUUGGGACGAUGAAUAAGUGCGUAACUCCAAUGGGUAGACGUCUCUUGAGGAGCUGGUUUCUGAGGCCUAUAUUGGAUCUAGAUAACCUGAAUCGGCGUCUUGACACUAUAUCGUUCUUCCUGUCUGCUGAAGAAAUUGCAGUCUCUUUACGCGAAACACUGAAGUCUGUAAAAGAUAUUUCCUGCAUACUCAAGAAAUUUAACUCUCCAAGUUCUAUAUCUACAAGUGCAGACUGGGCUGCUUUUCUGAAGAGUGUUUGUGCUCUCCUGCAUAUCAGCAAAAUAUUCGAAGUAGGCAUUUCUGGAUCUCUGUACGAGGAAUUGAAGAAUUUGGACUUGGAUAUUAUUGAGAGGGCUGAUUUUCACAUUUCAGUCGAUCUAGCCUAUGUCUGUGAAUUGGUAAUUGGCGUGACUGAUGUUGAUAGAAGUAAAGAGAAGGGUUAUGAGACAAUAGUAAAAGAAGGUUUUUGUGAUGAGUUGGAUGAGCUGAGGCAGAUAUAUGAGGGAUUGCCAGAAUUUCUGGGGGAGGUUUCGGCCUUGGAACUUGCACGACUUCCUCACAUGUGUAGAGACAAGGAGAUCCCUUCUAUCAUUUACAUACAUCAGAUAGGUUACUUAAUGUGCAUUUUCAAUGAAAAACUCGAUGAAGAAAUGCUAGAGAAGCUUCAGGACUAUGAGUUUGCUUUUGCUGAUGAGGAGGGAGAAAAUGGGAGGUUCUUUUAUCAUACUGCAAAGACAAGAGAAUUGGAUAACCUUCUCGGAGAUAUAUAUCAUAAAAUCCUUGAUAUGGAGAGAGCUAUUAUGAGGGACCUAGUGUCACAUAUUCUUCAGCUCUCAGUGCAUGUGAACAAGGCUGUUAAUUUUGCAGCUGAGCUUGACUGUAUUUUAGCGUUAGCCUUGGUUGCACGUCAGAACAACUAUGUAAGGCCAAAUUUGACUAAAGAAGACGUGAUUGAUAUAAGGAAUGGAAGACAUGUUUUGCAGGAGAUAACAGUAGGCACAUUUAUUCCCAACGACACAAAAGUUUCUCAUGAAGGAAGAAUUAAUAUCAUCACAGGCCCUAAUUAUUCAGGCAAAAGCAUCUAUAUCAAGCAGGUUGCGUUGAUAGUUUUCCUUUCCCACAUUGGAAGUUUUGUACCAGCAGAUGCUGCCACAGUGGGUUUAACUGACAGGAUAUUUUGUGCCAUGGGAAGUAAGUUUAUGACUGCUGAACAAUCAACAUUUAUGAUUGACCUGCACCAAGUGGGAAUGAUGUUAAGGCAUGCAAGUCCUCGGUCCUUAUGUUUGCUGGAUGAGUUUGGUAAAGGCACCCUUACAGAAGAUGGUAUCGGUCUCCUUGGUGGAACCAUAAAUCACUUUGUGUCAUGCUAUGACCCUCCAAAGGUCCUGGUCUGUACUCACUUGACAGAGAUAUUUGAUAAUAGUUGUUUAUUGGAGUCAGACAGAAUCAAGUGUUACACGAUGAGCGUGCUAAGCCCGGAUAAAGAUUGUGCAGAUGUUGAAGACAUCGUAUUUCUCUAUAGGUUGGUCCCAGGACGUGCCUUCCUUAGCUAUGGGUUGCACUGUGCCCAGCUAGCUGGAUUACCUCACGAAGUUCUAAAGCGAGCAGCAUUAAUAUUGGAUACUCUCAAGAAUGACAACCAAAUUGAGAGACUUCGCAGGGAUAAUGUAAUAGCUCGUGAUCAGCAGUACAAGGAUGCAGUGGAGAAGUUCCUAGCGUUUGAUGCUCGGAAAGGUGAUCUGCUCCAGUUCUUUGAAGAGAUCUUUCCUACCCAAUCCUAAAAGAAAUCAUAUUCCUUUGAAUUUGUCUUUCAUAUUCAGUUCUAACUCGGUUAUAUUUGAUCAAUGAUGCAAAAAUGUAUCCAUGAAUCUUUUUGCGGGACUCAUAAUGUAAGGCAAAGUUGGUAUCUUCUCUCAAGUCGCUUUGAGCUAUGUAAGGCAAAUAAUUUGGUUAUUUUGAUAAAAGAUACUCUAAUGUCGUCAA